Aspergillus novofumigatus IBT 16806 is the source of this 1419-nucleotide messenger RNA. Its product is annotated as putative aldehyde dehydrogenase. Gene Ontology annotation, molecular function: aldehyde dehydrogenase (NAD+) activity. The record is from RefSeq and is a predicted model, not a curated record. Lineage: Eukaryota; Fungi; Ascomycota; Eurotiomycetes; Eurotiales; Aspergillaceae. The transcript has 5 exons. The coding region runs from base 25 to 1419 and encodes 464 amino acids.
CUUUAAUUGAAUAAGACCGACAAGAUGUCCACUAUCACUGUCACUGGCGCCGCUGGCCGCCAAAUUACCGUCCCCACCGGCCUCUUCAUCCACAACGAAUUCACCCCCUCCUCCGCCAACGAAACCCUCACCGUCGAGAACCCAACAACAGGAAGCACCCUCGGCACCGUCUCCGCCGCCACCGCCGCCGAUGUCGACCGCGCCGUAACCUCCGCCACCACCGGCUUCCAGACCUGGCGGACAACCCCCGGCCCAGAGCGAGGCCGGCUCCUCCUCAAGCUCGCCGACCUGAUCGAGCGCGACGCCGAGGAGUUCGCCAGCCUCGAGGCUGUCGACGCAGGGAUCCUCUAUACCGAUAGCAUGGGCAUGAAUAUCCCCCAGGCGGUUGCAAAUCUGCGGUACUACGCCGGCUGGGCCGACAAGAUCGACGGAAAGACUCUUGAGAUCCCGGGAGGCGUGGGGUAUACCUUCCGCGAGCCGCUUGGUGUCUGCGCGGCCAUUGUCCCGUGGAAUGCCCCAUUGAUGAUCACAAUCUGGAAACUCGCCCCGGCACUAGCAACCGGCAACUCCCUCAUCAUCAAAACCUCCGAAAACUCCCCUCUGUACGGCCAGAAACUCGCACAGCUCAUCAUCGAAGCAGGCUUCCCCGCAGGCGUAGUCAACAUCCUCGCCGGCCUGGGUCUCCCCGCAGGCCAGAGCCUAGCCGAGCACGCCUCCAUCCGCAAAGUCUCCUUCACGGGCUCCAGCGCUACGGGCCGGAAGAUCCUCUCCGCAGCAGCCAAGACGAACCUCAAAAAGGUCUCGCUGGAGCUCGGCGGCAAGGGUCCCUCCAUCGUGUUCGACGACUGCGAUUUGGAGAAUGCGCUCCUCUGGACGCGGAUCGGAAUUACCGCGAAUAACGGGCAGAUCUGCGCGGCCGGAUCGCGCAUCUACGUCCAGGAUACGAUCUACGACAAGUUCCUCGAGGCGUAUGUGCGUGCAUCAAAAGAAAACCCCGGUGUGGCUGGUGAUCCGCUGGACCCCGCGACGACCAAGGGGCCGAUUAAGGUCGGCGAGAAGGGGUAUUUCGUGGAGAAUACGGCGUUUGCGGAUGUGGCCGAGGAUGCGGCCAUUAUGAAGGAGGAGAUUUUUGGGCCGGUGGCGAGCAUCGCCAAGUUCUCGUCUGAAGAGGAAGUCAUCCGCAAGGCGAACGAUACCCUGCACGGCCUCAGCGCGGCGAUCUUCACCAAUAACGUGAACCGCGCGCACCGGGUGAGCAGGGCGCUGGAGUCGGGCCAGGUGACGGUCAACGCGUGGGCGAUGCUCAGCGCGAAUGCGCCGUUUGGUGGUGUCAAGGAGAGUGGAUUUGGCAGGGAUAUGGGCGAGGAGGCGCUGGAGGGGUGGACUUCUGUCAAGACGGUCAAGUAUAUGAUUAUGUAG